AGCAACCAGCGUUUUUCACCAUUUCCUGUCAUUAGAAAAAAAAUUCUUCGCCCACGCUGACGUCCGGUUUUGAAGCUCCCGAAAACCUGAAGCAGAAUGCCCGCCGUAGUACCGAAAAAAUUCUACCGAAAUGUGUUCCGAGGAGUGUCCUACUACACUCGGGGUCAGAAAAGGCCCUGUAAACUGUCGGAGUUGGUCGCGUAUGUCUACCUGAAAAAUGGUCGAGCUCUUCCAGCGAAUCGCAUUGAAGUAAUCGUGAAGAACGCCCUAGCCGAUUUGUGCUCGUCCGGGGUCAUCAAAAAGAGUCGGGACCGCUACCAGUUGUCGGAUGUGCUUGUGAGAGAUGCUUCCAUUGCUGGUCCAAGCACAAGCGGUGCAACGAACAAAACCACUCGAAGAACAGCUUCCACUAGCCGCAAAACGAAGGCUCCGGCUAAGCGAACCAAAAGAUCUCGCAGGGGACCCGUUGAUGCCGAGGGACCAGAAGAGGAGGAUGCGAGUGAUGGUGAGGAUGAGCAAGAGGCGGAGCCAGAGCCGCAACCAUUCCUGCAUCGGCCGUUGAAAAUGGAGCGAGAAGACUCCGACGAAAGCGACGCGAAUGAUGGUGCAGGGCCAGCGACUACGACGACAACGGGGAACUCAGCUGAUCAACAGGCACCAAACAGCUCGUAAAUAAUGGUUUUCGUGGUUCAAUUUUUGGUGAAGCCGUCAAAAUCCAUUAUAUUUUAUAGUAAUUUAUUAUUUCUAGAAUAAAUACGUGAUAGAAAAACUUACUUGUAA
Molecule: messenger RNA, 780 nt
Organism: Aedes albopictus (Asian tiger mosquito)
Lineage: Eukaryota; Metazoa; Arthropoda; Insecta; Diptera; Culicidae
Exons: 3
Coding region: 97-672 (191 amino acids)
Source: RefSeq, a predicted model, not a curated record